ACUUCCAACAAACCUUGCACAUAACCCUGCCGUUCCGCUCAGGUUUCCAUGGUGAAGCCUUUGACCUUUUCCACCACCCUUGACCAUGCGUUCACGGUCGUUGGACAAUGGGUCUACACGCUCUUUCUGUUCACAAAGAGUGAUAUUAAAACGACCCUCAUUCCGGUCUCCUGCUUCGCUUUGGCCGCGGCUCCGAAUUUGAAGCUGUCAUACAUGCCUGAAGCGGUGAUUUGGUUAUGGCUGCAUCUUCUCCAAUUCAAUGUCUCCAAUCAGACAAUGGAUCCGGAAGAAGACCAAGUGAACAAACGUGAUCGCCCCCUUCCAUCAGGCCGUAUUUCAUUCCAGGCCGCACAAAUCCUUCGUUGGACACUUGUGCCUAUUUGCUUGCUAUAUUCACUUUUGUACAGCGUUGAGGUGUUCUAUUCGAGUGUUGUUAUGAUAGCAUCGACGCUAAUCUACAAUGAAUUGGGUGCUCAUGGGCAAUGGCUCACGCGAAAUCUCUUGAACGGGCUUGGAGUUGCAGCGUUCGAGCUGGGCACGACGUUGGUAGCAUCCAAAAGCCGACAUUACUUAGACACUACUGCCAUAGUCGCUAUUUGUCUUAGCUCUGGCCUAUUCGCUACUACUAUACAAGCCCAAGACUUCAAAGACGUGGAGGGCGACUCCAUGGUCGGUCGCCGAACACUUCCCAUUAUAUACCCUGGGAUCUCCCGGUAUGCAGUGAUUAUACCGCUGUUGAUAUGGUCCUGUAUACUUUGGCACGUCUGGAAACUCGACGUGCUUCUGGCGAGCGUAUUUGUCGCACUCGCCUCGUACGUUGGGUAUCGCUAUCUCGCGUUGACUACCGUUCAUCACGACCAAGUCUCCUACUACUGGUACAACGUUUGGCUCUCCACAGCUAACGCAUUGCCAGGUUACUAUCGAUACUUCCAUCAAUAAUGGGUUAUUCUGAACUCCUUCCUAACAUAUGGGCUCUUCUAUUCGUUCCUUUUUUGUUUCUCAGUCACUCCUUCGGAAAUCUUCGGACAGGUUAGAUAAAGUUAUUGCUGGCAAUGCGCAUUAUCUGCGUUUUCCUUGACCGAUGUUCCGAAACCAGACCGUCAGACCAGUAUGUUGUACAACAGCGACUGCCUUUCUGAGCUUGUUGUAGUAUCUGUAGUUUUGAUGGUUGAUCGAUCCCCAACGCCAUGUCAUGACCUUAUGUGUUCUCAAAUGUCACUUUCUGUUCUUACGUUC
Molecule: messenger RNA, 1236 nt
Organism: Somion occarium
Lineage: Eukaryota; Fungi; Basidiomycota; Agaricomycetes; Polyporales; Cerrenaceae
Source: the annotation of a GenBank genome assembly